Messenger RNA from Anopheles coustani, 3251 nucleotides. RefSeq names its product glycerol kinase (gene Gk2). Gene Ontology annotation, molecular function: glycerol kinase activity. Gene Ontology annotation, cellular component: mitochondrion. Lineage: Eukaryota; Metazoa; Arthropoda; Insecta; Diptera; Culicidae. The record is from RefSeq and is a predicted model, not a curated record. Gene Ontology annotation, biological process: triglyceride metabolic process; glycerol metabolic process; glycerol-3-phosphate biosynthetic process. Bases 879 to 2549 code for a protein of 556 amino acids. The transcript has 10 exons.
CUUUGCCUGUUCCGCGAUUCCGCGAUUGUCGGCGACCUGGCUGGUCGUUGUCGUUCGCUGCCAUUUGGAUAAACCCAUGCCGUCGGUAAAACCCCCUUCGUGGGACGUGUGGAUUCCCGUCGCAGUACGGACGGGCGGCACCCGGCCAACAGCUGCUGCAGUACCGCAUGUAUCAUAAUGCAGCGGCGAGUGGACGGGAGGUUGUACGCGUAGUGCUUAUCGCGGACGGCACCGUGGUGUGUAUGCGUGCAGACAAGUGGCGCUGUUCCGUUGUUGUCGCUGGCGUCAUCUAGUCAUCUCUUUGGGGGGUGUGUUGCAUUCCGACCGCUGACGAGGACGUUCGUACCACGCCGCGAGGAGGUGUCCGCAGUGUUGUCGCGAUAAUCGCCGUCCCGGUGCGCGUCGUCGGCAGUUACCGGUUUGCAGUUCGACCGUGUUGGUGUCACGUUUUUCGCGUGCGAAUCAACUUUUGAGGAGUGUUGAUGCUUGCAGACGUAGCAGGGUAGAUCGUAGUUCUAAACCAUUUGUUGCCUCGUUGUUCGGUAUCCGUUUCGAUGUACCCGUUCACACACCCGUAACAGGUUUUUACCCUCGUGCCCCAGGUGCAGCCCUCGUGAGUGUACCUUCCGCCGAAAGUUGAGUGAAAAUUAUGCAACGUGCGUGCUUGUCCCCGACAGCAUACAUAACACAUUCGUGAAACCGCAGGGGAGAAAAUAAAAAUAAUAACCCUGGCGAGAGGCCAGUUUGUGUGACGGACGAAACAGCGGACUGCCGGGUAAAAGGCCGAAAACAACGUUCAACAUACACGACGUUUGUUAUUCUCUUCUACGUACUCCUUGACUACGUCAAAGCACCCGGAUCGAAGGUUACACGACGACAUGGCCUCCUUGGAGCGAAGCAAGCUGAUCGGAGUAAUCGACGAAGGCACCAACAGUGCCCGGUUCGCUAUAUUCAAACUACCGGAAUUCGAAGAGAUUGCAUCGCACCAGGUACGCAUCACACAGAUAGUGCCGAGAGAUGGUUGGACCGAACAGAACCCGGUAGAGGUGCUGGAGGCUGUGCGGCUUUGUGCGAUCGAGGCCUGCCACCAGGUGGAGAAGCUUGGGUACCUCGUGAAGGACAUCGCAGCGAUCGGUAUUACGAAUCAACGUGAAACGACCGUUGUGUGGGACAAGAAUACCGGUGAACCGUUGUACAACGCGAUCGUAUGGAACGACAUACGCACGGCGAAAACAGUGGAUAAAGUGUUGGCACGCUUACCGGACCAGAACCAUAACCACUUUCGGGCACUGUCGGGACUCCCGGUAUCGCCCUACUUUUCGGCCCUCAAGCUAAACUGGCUGAAGGAGAAUGUGGUGGCGGUACGGAAAGCAUGCCGCGAGAAACGGUGCUACGCGGGCACGAUCGACACGUGGCUCGUAUGGAAUCUGACCGGUGGCCCAAGUGGUGGAGCAUUUGUGACGGACGUUUCGAACGCAUCCCGCACGCUACUGAUGAACAUCGAAACCCUACACUGGGAUCCGCUGCUGACGAAAACGUUCUCGGUGCAUCCGGAUAUGCUGCCCGAGAUUCGCAGUUCCUCGGAGAUCUACGGACUGGUGAAGGAUAAUAGUGUACUCGAUGGGAUACCGAUUAGCGCCAUUCUCGGUAACCAACAGGCAAGCUUGGUUGGCCAACGUUGCCUUAAGGAGGGGCAGGCAAAGAAUACCUACCGGAAAGGAUGCUUCCUGCUAUACAACACCGGAACCAGGUGCGUUCAAUCGACUCAUGGGUUGGUGACCACGGUGGCCUACCAGAUGGGACGGAAUGAACCACCGGUGUACGCUUUAGAAGGCUCGGUUGCGGUCGCCGGUGUAGCCUUGAAUUGGUUGCGUGACAAUCUCGGGAUGAUACAGGAUAUUGCGGACGAUUCGGAAAAGAUCGCUGGAAGCGUGUCGUCAACGGGCGAUGUGUACUUCGUGCCUGCAUUCACCGGUUUAUAUGCUCCGUACUGGCGAAAGGAUGCUCGCGGCAUUAUUUGUGGUUUGACCAGUUUCACCAGCAAGCACCACAUCGUUCGAGCAGCUUUGGAAGCGGUAUGCUUUCAAACGCGGGACAUCCUCGAGGCUAUGAAAAAAGACUGCGGCAUAAACCUCAACAAACUGCACGCCGACGGCAUUAUGUCGAACAACAGCCUACUGAUGCAGCUGCAGGCGGAUCUUGGGGGCAUUCCUGUGUUGAAAACGGAGGUGCACGAUCCGGCCGCACUCGGUACGGCGAUGGCCGCUGCUCAGGCACACGGUGUGGAUUUGUACAAACUGGAAGCGGAAACUCGCGGCUACGCAGGGGUUCCAUCGCACCAUGAAACAUUCCUUCCCACGACCACCGAAGAGGAGCGGAACGCGCGGUACACUAAGUGGAAAAUGGCCGUCCAGCGUAGUCUCGGGUGGGCUGUGACGAAGAAGAGUGAUGCCAUGACGGAUGAACGGUACAGCUUGCUAGCAUCGAUACCGGCCGGAUUGUUCCUUGCUUCCUCGUUCCUGAUGCUUGUUCACUCCCAGCGGCGGUGAUUCAGUCAAAACCGACAAGGACACGUACUGGUUGUAUCGCUACUAGUCCCAGCAAUCAGCGCCAAGCUAUUGGUUUCGGUUUCCCUAGGCUUAGCUCGACUACGACUGGACGAACUGCAUAUGUAUGACAUACAUAUGACUGCGCGGUGCAAAUCACAUGUUAACCAACCUUGCCACACAACGUGCCGAAAGUUAGUAUGGAACGCUAAAAGUAAGGAUGUGCUUAAUCGUUUGUGACAAAGGCGAACGAAGGUACUUAGGGCCAAUUAAAAACUUAACCGUUUGGUACUUACGAUGUAGUUAAUAGGCGUUGGCACUCGAUACGGUGCAAUAGGUGCAAAGUGACCGACAAAGGCUCAAUAACAAAUUAUUCCAAGCUAUCGUGCUUAAUAGUAAUAGUCGAAAGGAAGUGAAAGUGUUCGCCAGAGAUUCCAAUCGAUUCCACAAUCAUGGUGCUUGUUUUUCGUUAUAGAAUUCGAUAAAAGAAGGUUGUUUUUAUUCGUUAUUUAUGGGUUGUUUGCAUCAGGAGUAGAGUAGCUCAUAUAGACUUUUCCAACGAACGUUACUGGACGCCAACGUGUAAGACAUAUUAUGUAAGAACUGCGUUACAUUCGAUAAAAACUAUAUUUGCAUAUGCCACCGCAUAUGCACAUUGAUAGACAAAAAUAUAAUUGAAGCCAGACUAAUAUAUCUUGUUAUUUU